Molecule: messenger RNA, 1541 nt
Organism: Manihot esculenta (cassava)
Lineage: Eukaryota; Viridiplantae; Streptophyta; Magnoliopsida; Malpighiales; Euphorbiaceae
Product: transcription factor MYB52
Exons: 3
Coding region: 493-1236 (247 amino acids)
Biological process (GO): regulation of DNA-templated transcription
Cellular component (GO): nucleus
Molecular function (GO): RNA polymerase II cis-regulatory region sequence-specific DNA binding; DNA-binding transcription factor activity, RNA polymerase II-specific
Source: RefSeq, a predicted model, not a curated record
UUGAAAGCAGAACGGAAUUCACCCCACCAAGCAACCUCUCUCUCUCUCUCUCUCUCUCUCAGAGAUUACACACACAGAGAUUACUUAUAAGGGUUUGUUAGCCUAGACGUUUGCAUCAAUCUCUGGUAGAGAGAGACCUCUUUGUUUAAGCCUUCCUCGCCAGCUUUUCCCUUCCUUUGCCUUUCAAUCUCUAACGAAACACACAUCUCCUUAUAUAUCUCUCCUUUCUCUGUCUCCUUUCUCAUCAUCGUCUUCUUCUUCUGCUUCUUCUGCUUCUUGUUCUUCGGCUGUUUUGCCUUCCACAAGUUAUUUUACUCUCUACCCACUUCAACCCAUGUCUUCUUUUCUAUGAUUAUUGAGAGUUUGAUUGCUAUCUCUUUGAUUUAUUUGGAUUCUUCAACUAGCUAGACAGCUAGGGUUUUCCACUACUGCUACUGUUUUAUUUGGAUAUACAGAUAUUAAAGUCUUCUUCUUUAAUUAGAAACUCAUCAGAUGUGUACCAGAGGUCACUGGAGGCCAGCUGAAGAUGAAAAGCUUCGGGAGCUGGUCGAACGAUAUGGUCCUCAUAACUGGAACGCCAUAGCUGAAAAGCUUCAAGGAAGAUCAGGGAAGAGCUGUAGGUUGAGAUGGUUUAAUCAGCUAGAUCCAAGAAUCAAUAGAAGCCCUUUUACAGAAGAAGAAGAAGAGAGGCUUCUUGCAUCUCAUCGGAUUCAUGGGAAUAGAUGGGCUGUUAUUGCAAGGCUUUUCCCUGGUCGGACUGAUAAUGCUGUGAAGAAUCACUGGCAUGUUAUUAUGGCGAGAAAAUGCAGAGAAAGAUCCAGACUUCAAGCUAAAAGAGCUGCUCAAAAUUUAGUUAACGAUCAUAAGCUUUCAUCUUCUUCUUCAUCCUCCAAACAAGAUCGUGUGUUGUUCAAUUCUGAAACUGGAAAUAAUCUUGCUUCUUUUAUCGAUAAAUACUACUGCGAUAGAUAUUACAAUCAGUAUCCUUUCCCUCACAACUAUCUUCUGCGGCCCUUUUGCCAAGCCAGUGAAAAUAAUCCAAGUCUCUGUGAAGGCAAAAAGCAGGCCAUAGAGUUUUAUGAUUUUCUGCAAGUGAACACAGACUCUAGCAGAAGUGAAGUAAUAGACAAUGCCAAAAGGGAUGAUGAGGAAGUAGAUCAACAAGCCAUGGAACAGCAGAGAAAAGCUGGUUUGCAAUUCAUUGAUUUUUUGUCGGUCGGGAAGUACUCUUCAUAACAAAAGCUCGUCUUCAGAUGAAGAAAUUGCCUACAUGGAAUAGCGGCGAUAGGAUUUAAAUUCUCGUCGCGACGAUGAUGAUGGUGAAGAAUUAACCUUAGAUAUAUACAUUGUCAGCAAACAAAACUAAUUUAAGGAAUAUAUACAUAUGUACAUGUAGGUAAGCAUGCAGAAUUUGUAUGCAGAGGUAUAGAAAGCAAAGCAAAGCAAAGCAAAAGCUUCAUGUGCAAGAUGUUAAUGUGAAACUCAUAUAUACGAUUAAGGCUCAAAUCCUCCGAUUCUACCAUUUUAAUUUAUUGGUUUUC